Messenger RNA from Sorghum bicolor (sorghum), 1484 nucleotides. RefSeq names its product growth-regulating factor 10. Gene Ontology annotation, molecular function: ATP binding. The transcript is spliced from 2 exons. NCBI's taxonomy places the organism in Eukaryota, Viridiplantae, Streptophyta, Magnoliopsida, Poales, Poaceae. The record is from RefSeq and is a predicted model, not a curated record. Gene Ontology annotation, cellular component: nucleus. Gene Ontology annotation, biological process: DNA-templated transcription; developmental process; regulation of DNA-templated transcription. Bases 27 to 1208 code for a protein of 393 amino acids.
UCCCAUGCGUGUCAUCUGCCGCUGCCAUGGCAGGGUGGCCAUUGCCAGUGCCACCGCAACGACACAGCUUUUACUCCGACGACCACUGUGCUCCGUUUGCUUUUGAAGAGCGCACACGCCGGCCGGCCGUUACCGAGCGAGCGACCAGACGACGGGAGCCGUCACGCAUAAAUAUAUCCACCGCUUCACACUUCCCUCUGACACCGCUGCUGUCUCUUCUUCCCUCUCCUCUCCUCUCCUCUCGUCUCGUCUCGUCUCGAGAAGCUGCCCGCGCGCUCCCUCCCCUCCCCUCCCCUUCCCUCCAUAAAAGUUGGAAUCCAAACCAAACCGCCGCAGGGAGCGCUGCGCAGCAACACCGACCGGUGUUCUCCGAAAUGGCCGAGGACAAGGAGACCGAGUCGCCGCAGCCGCCGGCCAAGCAGCCCCGUCUCUCCUGCGCCGACACGAGCGCCGGUAAGUACACUCUAGUCCGGUUGGGUAAAGUAGCUGGGUUGGGUACCUGUCUAGCUGAUCGAGCCAACGGUUUGGCGUUUCUGUUUUGUUUGUCUGCAGGAGAGGUGACCAUGGCGGCCUCGUCGCCGCUGGUUCUCGGGCUCGGCCUGGGUCUCGGCGCGAGCGGGGUCGGUGAGCGAGACGCGGAUGCGUCCCCCGCGACUGCGACCGCGACUGCGACGGCGACGCCCAAGAGGCCGUCGGCGCUGACGUUCAUGCAGCAGCAGGAGCUGGAGCACCAGGUGCUCAUCUACCGCUACUUCGCCGCGGGCGCGCCGGUGCCGGUGCACCUAGUGCUCCCCAUCUGGAAGAGCGUCGCCGCCUCCUCCUUCGGCCCCCAGCGCUUCCCCUCGCUGAUGGGCCUGGGGAGCCUGUGCUUCGACUACCGCAGCAGCAUGGAGCCGGAGCCCGGGCGGUGCCGGCGCACGGACGGCAAGAAGUGGCGGUGCUCCCGCGACGUGGUGCCGGGCCACAAGUACUGCGAGCGCCACGUCCACCGCGGCCGCGGCCGUUCAAGAAAGCCUGUGGAAGCCGCCGCCGUCACCGCAGCCGCCGCCCCGACGCCGAGCGCAGCGGCCGCCAGCAGCCUCGGCGCUGGCGGCGGCCCCGGCUCCGUCCACCGGGGCGCCGCGCCCCCGCACCCGCACCCGCACGGGCUCGGCCUCUCCUCCCCGACCAGCGUCCUCCUCGCCCACAGCGCCGCGCGCGCCACGUGAGGUAGCGCGCCGCGCGCGGGCCGGCCGACCGACCGGGGGGUCGCCGUCUUGGGCUCGAUCUCGCACUUGGGCCUCGGAAUCACGAGGGGAAACGGAAUCCGCAGGGAUUACUAUGUCGUGCGUGCUGUAAUUUUUUGUUUCUUUCUCCUUUGUUUCUUCUUUUUCCUUCCCUCGUAAAAGUCGCAGCCCUUUUUUUUAAAAAAAAAAACCCGGUUGUUUUGGAUGUCCGAAUCCGAUUGCAAGCGACGAUGGCUCGCUGCGUGGCUUGUCUUGUUA